AUGACUGAAGCUAUUGUCAUGCCCCAGAAGCGGGUUCUCGGCGACGCCUCGAAUAAUCCCCGCGGUGUCGUGAAUUCUCCCGACACAAUAAAGAAGCGCAAGAUCGAUAUGCAGAAUACGGUUAAACCGAGCCCUCGGGCCCCGAACGGACAGAGGAAAGUCGGUUCGAGUCAGCAGAAAAGUCAAUUUGAGGAGGAGGUGCUCGAGAAACUGACGCAAGAUAUCAGCGGCUUAAAAGAGAACAACUCGGAAAAGGACCAACAAUGGGAACGACCGCCGCUCGGUGAGUUUGACCCUACGAAGGACAAUAUCUGUUUCCAACAGAUUGAUGCGGAGGAGGGUACAACGAUGGGAAAACCAGCUAUCAGGCUGUUUGGUGUAACAGAGGCUGGCCAGUCAGUACUUCUCCAUGUUACUGGAUUUCAGCACUAUUUGUAUAUUGCCGCUCCUGUUGGUUUUACAAAAGAGGAUUGCGACCCCUACCGAGCGUUCCUAGAGAGCAAGAUUGGGCAAUUUCCUCCCGUCAUCCAGUCAGUUCAAAUUACGAUGAGAGAGAAUAUAUAUGGCUUUCAAGGGAACAAGAAGAGCUACUAUUUGAAGAUCACAGUGACGGAGCCAAGACAUAUCUCCAAGCUGCGAAGUGCUCUUGAAACAAAAGCCCAGACGGUCAACUACAAAGGAUUGUGGACAAAUGCUGAUGGUGGUAUACUAACCUUCGACAAUAUUCAAUACCUGCUCAGGUUUAUGAUUGAUACGGAUAUUCAGGGAAUGUCAUGGGUCGAAGCACCAGCGGGAAAGUACGAACUCAUUGCUCCCCAGGACAAGGUCUCCAACUGCCAGCUCGAGGCGCGCAUUGAUUACCGCAGUCUAAUAUCGCAUGCUCCGGUUGGCGACUGGGCGAAAAUGGCGCCUUUGCGGAUCCUCUCCUUUGAUAUAGAAUGUGCCGGCCGUAAGGGAAUUUUCCCGGAACCUAAUCACGACCCUGUCAUCCAGAUCGCCAAUGUCGUCACCCGCUACGGAGAAUCGAAGCCCUUUAUCCGCAAUGUGUUUGUAAUGAACACGUGCAGUUUGAUCGUUAAUACCCAGAUUCUGGAAUUUCAACAAGAAGAAAAAAUGCUUAUGGCUUGGCGGGAUUUCAUCCAAAAGGUCGAUCCCGAUGUCAUUAUUGGAUACAACAUUGCCAACUUCGAUUUUCCGUAUCUUUUGGAUAGAGCAAAGCAUCUCAAGUGCACAAAUUUCCCUUACUGGACUCGACUCAAUGGCAUGCGAUCGGAAGCGAAGGACACAAAUUUCUCCAGCAAGCAGAUGGGCAACCGCGACACGAAGGCAACGAACACCAACGGACGACUGCAAUUAGAUCUUCUGCAACUAGUUCAAAGAGAUCACAAUCUGCGAAGUUACACGCUCAACUCCGUCUCGUACGAAUUUCUAGGCGAGCAGAAAGAGGACGUGCAUCAUACGAUGAUUACUGAGCUCUAUAACGGAACGCCGGAUUCGAGACGUCGCCUGGCGGUUUACUGUUUGAAAGACGCAUAUUUACCGCAACGCUUAAUGGACAAGCUGAUGUGUCUUGUCAACUACACUGAAAUGGCGAGAGUUACAGGUGUCCCUUUCAAUUUCUUGCUCUCCCGUGGGCAACAAGUCAAGUUCCUCAGUCAGCUCUAUCGGAAAGCUUUGCAACAGCAACUGGUCAUUCCAAAUAUGAAAUCAACGGACGAACAAGAUUACGAGGGUGCUACUGUCAUUGAACCCAUUCGCGAUUAUUACGACGUGCCGAUUGCAACUCUUGACUUUGCCUCUCUAUAUCCUUCUAUUAUUCAAGCUCACAACUUGUGCUACACGACCUUACUCAAUAAGAAUAGUGUCGCUGGGAUGAAGAAGGAUGAAGACUACAUUGUCACGCCAAAUGGUGAUAUGUUCUGUACGCCUAAAGUGCGAAAAGGUCUUCUGUCCCAGAUUCUGGAGGAAUUGCUGAGUGCAAGAAAGAAGGCCAAGAAAGAGCUGGCUCAAGAGACGGACCCAUUUAAGAAAGCCGUCUUGAACGGACGGCAGCUCGCUCUGAAGGUUAGCGCCAACAGUGUUUACGGUCUUACUGGAGCUACUGUGGGAAAGUUGCCGUGUCUUGCCAUCGCGAGUAGCACAACCAGUUAUGGUCGUCAAAUGAUUGAGAAAACGAAGCAGGAGGUCGAGGCGAGAUAUACCAUUGCGAACGGUUAUUCUCAUGAUGCGAAGGUCAUCUAUGGUGAUACUGAUUCGGUCAUGGUUAAAUUCGGCGUUACCGAACUUGAGGAGGCCAUGAAACUUGGCCAAGAAGCUUCCGAAUACGUAUCAUCAAAGUUCAUCAAGCCGAUCAAGCUCGAGUUCGAAAAGGUCUACUUCCCAUAUCUUCUUAUCAAUAAGAAACGAUAUGCAGGUCUAUACUGGACGAACCCGAAGAAGUAUGACAAGAUGGAUACGAAGGGUAUUGAGACUGUUCGCAGAGACAACUGCUUGCUCGUGCAAAACGUGAUUGAAACGGUGCUGCACAAAAUCUUGAUUGACCGUGACGUCGAAGCCGCUCAAGAAUAUGUCAAAGACACCAUAUCCGACCUUUUGCAGAACAAGAUCGACAUGUCGAAGCUGGUGAUCACGAAAGCUCUGACCAAGGAUUCCUAUACCGCCAAACAAGCUCACGUUGAGCUCGCAGAACGGAUGCGAAAGCGUGAUGCGGGUUCUGCUCCUACGCUAGGCGACCGUGUUGCCUACGUUAUUGUCAAAGGCACCGCACACGAGGUCCAUCGCCAUAGUGCACCGACUAUGGGAGGACUUAUGAAGUUCACUAAGAAGACACAAACCUGCCUCGGCUGCAAGAAGCCGCUUACUGGGAAGGAUGUAAUGGCGGGGGCAGUGUGUGAAUCGUGCCGCCCUCGCCUAGGCGAGCUAUAUACUAAGAGUAUGAACAAGAUGUCGGACCUGGAAGUGAGGUUUGGGCGACUGUGGACGCAGUGUCAGCGGUGCCAAGGCAGUCUUCACUGCGAAGUUAUUUGCUCGUCGAGAGAUUGUCCUAUCUUCUACAUGCGGAUGAAGGCGAAGAAGGAUGUUGAGGAUGCCCAAAAGGAACUGGCAAGGUUUGAUUUUGAUGCCGGUGCUUGGUGA
Messenger RNA from Aspergillus nidulans FGSC A4, 3135 nucleotides. RefSeq names its product DNA-directed DNA polymerase delta POL3. Lineage: Eukaryota; Fungi; Ascomycota; Eurotiomycetes; Eurotiales; Aspergillaceae. The coding region runs from base 1 to 3135 and encodes 1044 amino acids. The transcript has 4 exons. Gene Ontology annotation, molecular function: nucleic acid binding; nucleotide binding; DNA polymerase activity. Gene Ontology annotation, biological process: double-strand break repair via nonhomologous end joining; DNA synthesis involved in UV-damage excision repair; mitotic DNA replication lagging strand elongation. Gene Ontology annotation, cellular component: replication fork; chromosome, telomeric repeat region; delta DNA polymerase complex. The record is from RefSeq and is a predicted model, not a curated record.